Messenger RNA from Condylura cristata (star-nosed mole), 1491 nucleotides. RefSeq names its product thiamine transporter 2. Bases 1 to 1491 code for a protein of 496 amino acids. Lineage: Eukaryota; Metazoa; Chordata; Mammalia; Eulipotyphla; Talpidae. The transcript is spliced from 5 exons. Gene Ontology annotation, cellular component: plasma membrane. Gene Ontology annotation, molecular function: thiamine transmembrane transporter activity. The record is from RefSeq and is a predicted model, not a curated record. Gene Ontology annotation, biological process: transmembrane transport; vitamin transport.
AUGGAUUGUUUCCAGACGUCGCCCAGCUCCUCCUGGAUUUAUCCCACUGUGAUCCUCUGCUUAUAUGGAUUCUUCUCCACCAUGAGGCCCUCGGAACCGUUCCUUGCCCCAUACCUAACAGGCCCAAGUAAAAACCUUACCAGCGAAGAGAUCACAAAUGAGGUCUUCCCAGUGUGGACGUACUCUUACCUGCUGCUGCUGCUCCCGGUGUUCAUCCUCACUGACUACCUGCGCUACAAGCCGGUCAUCAUCCUGCAGGGGGUCAGCUUCAUCGUCACCUGGCUGAUGCUCUUGUUCGCCCACGGAGUGAAGGCCAUGCAGGUCAUGGAGUUCUUCUUCGGGAUGGUCACGGCCACCGAGGUGGCCUACUACGCCUACAUCUACAGCGUGGUCAGCCCCGAGCACUACCAGAGGGUCAGCGGCUACUGCAGGAGCGUCACGCUGGCGGCCUACACCGUGGCCUCGGUGCUGGCCCAGCUCCUGGUGUCCCUGGCCCGCCUGCCCUACUUCUACCUCAACGCCAUCUCCCUGGCCUCGGUCUCCCUGGCCUGCCUGUGCUCCCUUUUUCUCCCCAUGCCCAGGAAGAGCUUGUUUUUUCAUGCCAAGCGCAGCCUGGAAGUUGAGAAGUCGCCCAGCAGGGAGGCCGCGGUGGAGGAGGCCCCUGAGUGGGAGGCGCCCGGCUGGGCCGAGGAGAAGCCCACCUCGCGGGUGCCCACCGUCUCGGGGCAGCUGGCCGGCGGCCGGGGGAGGAGCGCCAGGGCCGACAGCUCGGCGUGGGGGGUGUGUGUGCGGUGGGUGCGUGACCUGAGGCAAUGCUACUCCUGCCGGCGCCUGCUCUACUGGUCCCUGUGGUGGGCGUCUUCCACGGCGGGCUACAACCAGGUGGUGAACUACAUCCAGGUCCUGUGGGAUUCCAAGGCCGCUUCGCAAGACUCUCUGGUCUAUAAUGGGGCGGUGGAGGCGUUGGCGACCUUCGGGGGGGCUGUGGCCGCCUUGGCAGUGGGUCAUGUGAACGUCAACUGGGAUCUCCUGGGGGAGCUGGCGCUGGCCAUCUUCUCGGUUGUCAACGCAGCCUCUCUGUUCCUCAUGCAUCACACCACCAGCAUCUGGGCGUGCUACGCUGCUUAUCUGAUCUUCAAGUCCAGCUACAUGCUUCUUAUAACCAUAGCGGCCUUCCAGAUUGCGGUUAACCUGAGUGUGGAACGCUACGCCCUGGUGUUUGGCAUCAACACCUUCCUGGCCCUGGUGAUUCAGACCAUCAUAACUGUGAUUGUGGUGGAUCCCAGGGGACUCAACCUGCCAGUCAACAUCCAGUUUCUAGUUUAUGGUACUUAUUUUGCUGUCAUUGCUGGGAUUUUCCUAAUGAGAAGCAUAUACAUUAUCUCCUCUGUUAAAUGCCAGAAGAAAGUGCAGAUCUUAGCUCCACAGCAAAAUCCAUAUGGGCCACAACCAGAGGAACCCACAAGUGUCACCAAGGGAAGAAGACUCUAA